Molecule: messenger RNA, 770 nt
Organism: Coccidioides posadasii C735 delta SOWgp
Lineage: Eukaryota; Fungi; Ascomycota; Eurotiomycetes; Onygenales; Onygenaceae
Source: RefSeq, a predicted model, not a curated record
CUUUGGACCUCGUCCUCAUAAUCGUCACCAAGCCCAGUUUCAUUAUAACAUCCGUCUCUCGUUCUCUAUCUCCCGUGUUCCACGCUGUCCUCGCACAAUGGCAAGCCAGUCCUACUACCAGCAGCCUCCUCCUCAAGGGUACCCACCUCAGGGCUAUCCACCACCACAGGGCUAUCCUCCUCAGGGACCUCCUCCUCAGAUGCAAUAUCCCCAGCAGCCACCACCCCCGCAAACUGUUAUCGUGCAGGAGAAGAAAGAUCGUGGAUGCCUCUAUGCCUGUCUCGCAACACUCUGCUGCUGUUUCCUAUGUGAAGAGACCUGCGAAUGUUGUGUUGAAUGCCUUGAUUGCUGCUUCUAAGCGCUCCUCUUCCCGAGUCGCAAAGUGGGAAAUCUCUUGCUGCGAAUAACUAAAACAAAAACCAGCUCCGAAAAUAAAAAUAAGGGCAAAAAAAAAAUUCUUGGACAUAUCAUUUUUCCCACUUUGCAUUAUCCCCUUCCCUUAUCAGCUGGCAUCUGCCGUAUGUUUAUGUUUUUAUGUUAUAACCACGCUGCACAUUUCCUUGUCUCCCGUAUUUGUUGCCUCUAAUCUCCUUCCAGCCAGUCUUGUUUACUUUUGCGAGGAUCAUACAGCCACCCUGCAUAGAUAACAUUCUUGCUAUGUCGUUCAUGUUGAUACUCCCAUGCUUGGUUAUUGCUUGCUAGGUUGUACAUGGCUUCGAUAGUUGUUCUUAAGAUAGGUACAUAUCGAGUUUGAGCUCUCACCUUUUCCC